AUGUUUCGAGUGAAAAAAAGGCUAAUACCGAGAGAAUUUACCAGUUAUUUGGGCUUUCGCAACUACAAGGUUCUUUCUGUUGAAACUUCGUGCGAUGAUGCCUGCGUUGCCUUGUUAGAUCGGUUCGACCCCAACCAGCCGCCCAGGGUGCUUGCCAACAUGAAGUCCACGCUAGAUUCCCGAGAAGCAGGAGGUGUGAUUCCUACAGAUGCUCACGUGCAUAUCCAGCAGUCUCUUCCGCCGCUGAUAGCUCAGGUGUUGAAGGACAACGGACUAGACAAGACCAACAGCCCCGAACUUGUAUGUGUAACUCAUGGACCCGGAAUGGCUGGCUCGUUAAGUGCCGGAAUCGACGUGGCAAAGGGCCUAGCAAUUGCUUGGGGAUCACGUUUUAUCGGGGUGAACCAUUUGCUAGCACAUUUAUUGACACCACGGUUAGAAUCGAAUGGCCAAAAGCCUGCAUAUCCGUUCCUCACACUGUUAGCCAGUGGAGGCCACACCAUGUUGGUGCUUUCGAACGAUUUAUUGGAUCACGAGAUCCUUCUAAACACACGUGAUAUUUCAGCUGGAGAUGCUCUGGACAAAUGUGCCAGACGGAUAGGUAUUAGAGGCAAUAUGAUUGGCAAAGCUUUGGAAGAGCUACUUGCAGAAAGUCCCGAAGAUGCCAAAAUUCCAGUCGACUUGAACAUCAAGUUGCCUCUACUGAACAAGCCAGGAAGGUCUAAUGUGACUGCUUUUUCAUUCUCGGCUUUUAUCACGCAAGUUUCGGAGCAGAUGGCUGCCAACUAUCCUCAAGGACCAGCUGACGAUUCCAUACGCCGCGCUCUAGGAGCAAAAAUCCAAGACUCCAUCUUUGAGCACAUUAUUGAUAAGGUCAACCUGUGUCUUUCUGUGGAGAAAUACAAGGUGAGGAAGGUGCGGUCCUUGGUUGUAUCUGGCGGAGUUGCUUCCAAUAUGACACUCAGGAAGAUGUUGGAGACGAGGUUGGUCAAGCAGUACGAGGUGUGUGCACCUCCACCGGCACUUUGCACUGACAAUGCGCUAAUGAUUGGCUGGGCUGGGAUCGAGUUGUUUGAAAAUUAUAAUGCUUCAACAGAGCUGUCGAUUAGGCCCAUACGCAAGUGGAAUGUUGAUGACCUGAGUCCUAGUGACUUUCAGCAGAAUCACCAUUGA
Kuraishia capsulata CBS 1993 is the source of this 1173-nucleotide messenger RNA. RefSeq lists its product as uncharacterized. Bases 1 to 1173 code for a protein of 390 amino acids. The transcript has a single exon. Gene Ontology annotation, biological process: mitochondrial tRNA threonylcarbamoyladenosine modification. Lineage: Eukaryota; Fungi; Ascomycota; Pichiomycetes; Pichiales; Pichiaceae. Gene Ontology annotation, cellular component: mitochondrion. The record is from RefSeq and is a predicted model, not a curated record.